Molecule: messenger RNA, 1248 nt
Organism: Penicillium riverlandense
Lineage: Eukaryota; Fungi; Ascomycota; Eurotiomycetes; Eurotiales; Aspergillaceae
Product: 4'-phosphopantetheinyl transferase family protein
Exons: 1
Coding region: 1-1248 (415 amino acids)
Cellular component (GO): cytosol
Molecular function (GO): magnesium ion binding; holo-[acyl-carrier-protein] synthase activity
Source: RefSeq, a predicted model, not a curated record
AUGGACACCAAAGAGAGAGGUACCGAGGACGAGCUACAUCCUCCUCUACUGGGAUACCCCACCCUAGUUCGGUGGUACAUCGACACCCGCUCCUUCCCCCACCAAACCCUUCCACUCCUCGAAACCCUCCGCCAGGACGACCAAGACUCCGUGACAAAGUACAUCCAGUGGCCCGACAAACAGAUGUCGCUGGCCUCCCAGCUCCUCAAGUACUAUAUCAUCCACCGGGCAACUCAUCUCCCCUGGAACAAAGUCGUCAUUCAUAGGACACCCCUUCCUGAGAAUCGUCCUUGUUUCCAUGCGAAACUUCUCGGUCCGCUUGUCAAGGAAGUCGAGUUUAAUGUCAGCCAUCACGCUUCGUUGACGAUUCUGGCGGGGACUAUCGUUUACAACAGUGAUAACGCCCCUCCGCAUCUACAUGGAUCAUCGGCGUCAACUUAUCAACCUCUCCCUCACCCUCAACCCAAACCCCAGAUUGGAAUCGACAUCACAUGCACCAACGAUCCCCGUCGCCGAAACAGGAGCCCCAAAACCCUGCACGACCUGUCAGAGUUCGUAGAAAUCUUCGCAGAAGUCUUCACAACGACCGAAGUGCAAAUGAUGAAAAACCCCCGCCUGACACUCGAAAAAGCGAAAUCUCUCAACUGCGGCCUGACGAUUGAUUCGUCGACGGAGCAGAGCCUCGCCCAAUACGGCCUGAGGCUCUUCUACUCCUUCUGGGCUUUGAAAGAGGCUUUCGUCAAAAUGACCGGCGAUGCGCUUCUAUUUCCUCAUUUGCGCGAGUUGGAGUUUAGUGAUGUUAUUCCUCCAGAUCCAGUUCCAGUCCCAGUUUUACACUCUGGACAUGAUACAUCUACCACUACAAAGUUAUCGGGUAACCGUUGGAGCCAGCCCUACACAUCCACGAAGGUUUCUUUGCACGGCAAACCAGUCACAGAUGUCCGCAUUCAGUUACUCGCGUUUGAAGAAGACUAUAUCGUCGCAACAAUAGGUCGCGGGGCCCACAUCGGACCUAUACCUGCAUCCGCAGAACCCGAAAAUGAGCAGCCUGUUCUUUUAAAAGAAGAGGGCGUGAGACUAGAUCCGAUUGAGGUGUCUGCGACGAGGAAGAUUGGUGAUGCUGAUCCUUGGCAUGAGGGACGUAUUCUGAGGGAUUCAUGGCUGCCUGUACAGGAGGUGGAUAUUGAGCGUGAUAUCCGGUCCUGCGCAGAGGGACGCUGUGGACAUUCUAGUUCCUUUGCUUUAUAG